Naegleria gruberi is the source of this 5797-nucleotide messenger RNA. RefSeq lists its product as uncharacterized. The transcript has a single exon. The record is from RefSeq and is a predicted model, not a curated record. Lineage: Eukaryota; Heterolobosea; Eutetramitea; Acrasida; Naegleriidae. The coding region runs from base 1 to 5760 and encodes 1919 amino acids.
AUGACUCGAUUAUUACUCACGACAGUUGUCAUUUGUAUUUCAAUUUUGUUAGCCCUGACAGGAUAUAUCAGUGCCGCGGUUACAUGCAAUGGUGUAGAUCAGACAGAUCCUUCAACCUGCAGUGGUCAUGGUCUAUGUAAAAGCAACAAUAAUUGCGCAUGUCUUGACAUGUCACCUGCCAAUACAUUAAUUUCACAAACUGGAGGAUACAAUGGCAUUCCAACAACAUUAAAUACCUCACGAACGCUAACUUCAUCAAAUGGUCAAUAUCAAGCAUCAUUAGAUCCAUCAACAGGUCGUUUACAAGUCCAAGAUGUCACCAACUCGACCAUCGUUUAUCAAAGUGCAACUUUAUUAUCAGCAGCUUUAUUUGCACCUUUUGAAUUAAGAUUAUUUGUACCUUCAUCUACUACCUGUCAAAUAUCAAUUUAUGGAAAUAAUGUAUUAGGUUUGACAUUGACAGGUACAGUAAGUGCAAUUUUGCCAUGCAGAUUGGUCAUGAGAAAUAAUGGAGAAUUAGUAAUGUACAGUUCCGCUGGGUUUGUUUGGUGGACAACAAAUCCAUCACUGUCAACUGGCACUGAAGAUUUAAUUUAUCAAGGUGUCAAUUGCGCUUCACCAACUUGUUAUGGAAUUUUGGCAGAAUCUCCAAAUGUUUGUUCUGGAAAUGGAACUUGCACCUUUACUAAUUCAUGUUCUUGUAAAAGUGGACAUUUCGGAGAUUUAUGUGAUGCUUUUAAAUGUUUUGGAAAUUUGGCAAAUGACACGUUGAAUGUUUGUUCAGGAAAUGGAAAUUGCAUUUCUCCAAAUGUUUGUUCGUGUAAUUCUGGAUUUUAUGGACCUAAUUGUGAUUUAAUCAAGUGUUUUGAUGUGCUCAGUAAUGAAACAUCGAGUGUUUGUUCUGGACAUGGAAUUUGUUCGAGUACUGACAAUUGCACUUGUGCAAACGGUUAUUUGGGGAGUAAAUGUAAUCAGUUCGAGUGCUUUGGAAUUUCAAAUUCAGUAACUUCAGGACUCCAAUUGCCAUGCUCUGGAAAUGGAACAUGUACUGGAAUAGAUCAGUGUGUAUGUCAAUCUGGAUUUAUUGGAAAUGAAUGUGAAACAUUUAAAUGUUCUAAUUUUCUCAAGAAUGACACUUUGAAUGUUUGCUCUGGUAAUGGAUCAUGUAUUGCUCCUAAUCAGUGUUCAUGUCAAUCUGGAUUUUUCGGUUCGACAUGUGAAGCUUUCAAAUGUGGAAAUGCAUUAUUCAAUUCGAGUUCAGUAUGUUCUGGAAAUGGAUUUUGUAAUGCUCCAGAUCAGUGCAUUUGUAAGAAUGGUUAUUCUGGAUCAUUGUGUGAUAAAUUCACUUGCUUUGGAAUUGCCAAUGAUUUAACAAGUGGUGGUCCAUUAGCAGUUUGUUCUGGAAAUGGAACAUGUUCUGCGUUGGACAAGUGCAUUUGUAAUUCUGGAUUUUUGGGUGACAGCUGUGACACUUUCAAAUGUUUUAACAAGUUGAAGAAUGAUAGUUUGGUUUGUUCUGGUAAGGGAAGUUGCAUUCUUCCAGAAACUUGUUCAUGUUCGUUGGGAUAUGAAGGAUUGAAUUGUGACGGUUUCAAAUGUUUUAACAAAUUGAAAAAUGAUAGUUCAGUAUGUUCAGGAAAUGGAUUAUGUACUGAUAUUAAUCAAUGCUCGUGUAAGAAUAAUUGGUUAGGUCUUGAUUGUUCUGUCACUUCUUGCUUUAAUUUACUGUCAAAUGACACAACUGUUUGUUCUUCGAAAGGAAGUUGCGUUGGAUUUAAUCAAUGCUCAUGUCAAUCUGGAUAUUUUGGUAGUCUAUGUGAUGUUAAGAAAUGCUUCUCCUACCUGUCAAAUGAAACUUCACUUGUCUGUAAUGGACAAGGAACAUGUACUGAUCUUGACACUUGUUCCUGUAACUCUGGAUUCCUUUCGAAUGACUGUAGUGUCAAUACGAAUCCAUUUUCCAUUUCUUUGAACGUUUCUUCACUUUCCAUUUAUCAAGCUACUUCUUGGAAUAGUGUGAAAAUUUCCCUGUCAGAAGUUUUAAAUGUCAAUUUAAUUAAUUUCAAUUGGUAUUGCUUGGAUUGUGUCACCAGGACAAGUUCUAAUCUCCAGAAGGGACUUGUGAGUUCUUCACAAAUUUUACAAUUUAGAACUUCAGAUUUAGUGGCAGGAACUUUUACAUUUAUUGCAAAUGCAACAUUUUCGAAUAUUUCACCAUAUCCAAAACGGGUUUCGAAUAGUGUUUCAUUUAAAUUGACUGUAUUGGAUAUUAAUGUUCCUACUUUGGAUGUUUUUGGACUUCCUUCAGUAAUUAUUUCAAAAAUUGAUCAACCAAUUUCUAGUAUAGUUUCUAGCAUGACUUUAAAUCAAACUUUGAUUCAAAGUUUUAUUGGAAAGUGUUCGAAUGUUAGCUGUUCAACGCAGGUCACUUAUUCUUGGACUAUUUCAUCUGCCGAUAAUACAUUCAAGGCAUCUUCUGAUGGAAUUACUAAUAUUCUCAACUUGGUUGAUUCUACUAUUACAAUUUCACCUCCAAUUCAAUUGACCACAAAUUUAUUGUCACUACUCAAUAGUACUUUGACAUUUUCUUUGAGUAUUGUCAAUCCAUUACUGAAAUCAUUAACUUCAUUGAUCCAAAUCCCAAUUGUCUCUCCAGCUUUACCACCAACAGUUAAUAUUCCUGGAUGGACAAGUGACGUUUACGGAGCUAACACGACCAUUUCAAAUGUCAUGAGAGUUAGCCCAAGUCAAGGUAUUUCACUCACUAAUUUAUUCACUAUAACUAUUGAAUCAUGGAGUGCUGAUUCUAGACUCCUUCCUCUCAAGUAUGCUGUUGGAUUUUAUGAUAAAAAGACGAGUAAGCCAAUUAGAGUAACUGAAUAUUCGAAUCAAACCGAAAUUUCAAUUUAUUUACCUUAUAUGAAGUCAUCUAGUUCAAAGAGAUCUAUUACUGCUGAUUUGGAGAGUGUUGAAUUGGUUGUGUUUAUUAUGGAUGUGAUUGGAAAUAUCGAUUUCAGAAAGUCAGCAACUGUCUACCUGUCACCUUUUAGUGGAACAGCUACUCAAUUGACAGAAAAGAUUAAUUCAUUGACAGGAUAUGCAAUUACUGUUGCCUCCUAUGAUCAAUCCUUGUCAUUAUUGAGUAGUACAGUUAGUGAUUUAACUCUCAGUCUGAUUAAGAACAUUACAAUUGAUCCAAAAUUCCCAACAGCUGCUCUUAAUAGUUUACAAUCUUUGACAGCUGAUGUCAAUUCAUUGACAAGAGAAAUUGUUAUUGAGGUGAAUAGCAAAUUGAAUGGAUUUAUUACAUCUGUGAAUGGCAGCUAUGCUGAUGAUAAGAAGAAUUACGGAUUUGUCAAGAGCAAACUAGCAAAUUCUGAUGUGACUUUGACAGUUUCUGUCAGUUCUAAUUUAUUGCAAAGUGUAUUCGAAAGUGAAGGUACCAAGAAUGUUGUCAAUCAAUUGGUUUCUACUAUUUUAUUUGGAGAAAUCGCUAACAUGAUUCAAUCAAGUCAAAAAACACUUAGUUCAGUUUCGUAUAGUUCCAAUCUAAUUGACUUUGCAGUUUCCAGCUUUAUAUUGUCCAAUCAAGUGAAAUCGAAUCAAACUCAAUCUAUCCUUAUGGGUAACUACACCAGUGUCUCUAUGAAUAUUUCAAAUAUCAUGAGUCAAUAUAAUGCAUUCUCAAAAGAUUGUGGAAUUUCUCUAAUUGUCUAUUCCAAGAAUACUAACUUUGACAAUUCUACUAACAAAUUGAAACUUGUUUCAAGUGUUAACGAUUUCAAGUUCAGCGUUGAUUCAUCUGUUGUGCCUCUCUCAGAUUUGACUCAACCAAUUAUUCUUCAAUUUGAGCUUGUGGACGAAUUGACUACAAUUUUAGAAUCUUUGAAAAAUGAAACUCUGAAUGUAACUCAAAAUGAUCCAACUCAAUCCCUCUCAACCAAUGAACAAAAGUAUUUGUGUAAAUAUUGGGACGAAUCAAGUCAAUUGUGGAGUUCUAAAGGAUGUUCCUUCAAGAGUGUGAAUUUACAAUCCAAAACAAUUGAAUGUUCAUGUGUUCACACAACCAUGUUUACAACAUUCAUUGAACAGAACAGUACAUUUAUCAGUAAUCUUAAAGAUCAAGUAUCAGCUCUCUAUUCAGUCCAAAUAGCUUUUGGCAUCAUCUAUGCAAGUGUUGCUACUGUAAUUUUAAUUGGAUUAAUUGCAUUCAGAAAGGAACAACCAGUUUCCUCCAGAUUAAUGACUCCAUAUUUUGGAAUGGUUGCCUUGAUCGCAGAAAGUGUUUUGAUUUACAUUAUUCAGAGAAGUAUUUUGGCUGAUCAAUUGUUGAAUUCUUCACCAUCUGUAUGGGAAACUGGUGAUACAGCUGCUAAUAUUAUUGCCAAUGUAGUUGCUAUCGUUGUCAAUACUUUGAAUUUGACAGCUAUUUUGAGCUAUGUCAUUCAAGUGACAAGAUUCCAAUUAAUGAAAUACUUGUAUCAAAUCUUGUCUUCCAGUAGAGGAAAUGAACAAAAGAGUGAACAUACAAUUAAUGUUAUCAGAUUUUUGACAGCUCCAAGUUUGUCAAAUUCAAUUCUUUCAGCAUUUGCUGGUGUGAAUGUAAUUUAUUGGUUAUUGUGGGUAAUUUUGAGAAGAACCAAUGCAAUUGAACCAGCCACCUAUACUUACAUUGUUUCCAUUUCGUAUACAGUGUGCAUUCUUGUAUUCAGUGUCUUGAUUACUAUUGUGGCUGUUUUAGAUUUUAUUGGCUCUACAAAGAAACAUUUGGACAUGAAUACAAAGAGAAGAACAGCUAUGGAUCACUUAGUUGAGAAUCCAAGCUCUAGUUUCAAGAAGGAUAAGAAGAAAUUCGUUGGAAAUCCAGCCAAAAUUUUCAGAGAUUGGCUUAUUACAUUGGACGGUCCUCUCUACUUUAGAAUGGAAAUGAUCUUGUACAUUAUUUGCUUUAUUUUCUUAGUUUUGAAUCAAGGUAUUGGAUUGAGUAGUUUACCAUACAGAUAUGAAAGUGUUGAUUCAUUUAGAAAAGCUCUCCUUUCUGAUGGAAUUUCGUUUAUCUUUGAAGUUUUAUAUGUAGUGAGCUAUAUUUUCGUAUUUGGUGGAUAUGCACUGAUUAUCACACUCAAAUACAAGUAUCAAAAGUGGAAAUAUCAACAAGCACUCAAGGCAGCAGCUACAGAACCUCAAAAUGAGGAAAUUUGGAUUGAUGAGGCAGUUGAUGAAAUUCUCUCAUCCCAAGAAGGAACAAGUCUAUUCGAAACUUUUUGUGUCAAGGAAUUCUCAUGUGAAAAUCUCUAUCUCUAUCAAGAUUUACAUGCCAAUAAGGAAAUUAUUGAUGGAAACAAUUUCAAGGACCUUCCAAGAUUCAUGUCCUUUGUUUUCCACAACUAUGUCAAAGUGGGAGCUCCAUCAGAAGUCAACCUACCUUCCAGUAGUAGAAACUCAUUCCUAUUCCUCUUCAGAUCAGCACUCUCUCAAAAAGAAACCUUCUCCUCCAGCCAACAAAUUAAAUUGGAUUCGAAUCUGUUGCGAGAUUUCGAAGCAGUAGAAAAGGAAAUUCACACCGAAAAUAUUCCAAUUGUCGAGUUGAAUGCAACAAAUAUUAAGGAUUGCUUUGAAAAUUUGGAUAGAAAUGUUUUGAUUAAUAUUGGAGAUACCUUCUCUCGAUUUGUUUACACUCCGGAAUAUAAGAUUUUUAAAAAGGCAAAGGAAUUGCAAAAUGCAAUGAUUCAAAAGGCAAAUAUUGUGUAUGGAUUGUAAAUAAACUAAAUGAAACUAAUCUCUUUAGAAUGUGUUG